AUGGUGCUGCUGAUGCGGGACGAGUACGUCGGUCCCGAACCCGAAGGAGCCUCCAUCGAAGAACAAGGGCUCGGCUGGAAGAACAGCUUUGGCAGCGGGGUGGGCAGCGACACGAUCACCAGCGGGUUGGAGGGGGCCUGGACCACCGCGCCAGCCAAGUGGGACAACAAUUUCUUCGAGAACCUGUUCAACUACGAGUGGGAAUUGAUAAAAGGUCCUGGCGGUGCAUGGCAGUGGACCCCCAAAGACGAAGCCGCACAAGGCACUGUGCCGGACGCUCACGAUCCCGCAAAGAAGCACGCCCCCAUGAUGCUCACGACGGACCUGUCUCUGCGGAUGGAUCCGAUCUAUGAGAAGAUUUCGAGGCGGUUCUACGAGAACCCGGACGAGUUCGCAGACGCCUUUGCCAAGGCGUGGUACAAGCUGACCCACCGCGACAUGGGACCUCGCACACGGUGUCUCGGUCCGUUGGUUCCUGCGGAACCGCAGCUGUGGCAAGACCCCGUUCCUGAUGUCGAUCAUGCACUGAUUGGUGAGCAAGACAUCGCUGCCCUCAAGGGCAAGUGCUUCGAAUCAGGACUGUCCAUCUCCCAACUGGUUUCGACCGCUUGGGCGUCUGCGGCAACAUUCCGCGGCACCGACAAGCGCGGUGGAGCUAACGGGGCACGUAUUCGCCUCGCGCCGCAGAAGGAUUGGGAAGUCAACAAUCCGUCCGAACUGGGGCAGGUACUUCAGACCUUGGAGGGAAUUCAAGAGGAAUUUAACAACUCGCAGUCCGACGGGAAGCGGAUCUCACUCGCUGACCUGAUCGUUCUAGCUGGGUGUGCAGCGGUCGAAGCAGCUGCGAAGAACGCCGGUAUCGACGUACAGGUUCCCUUCGCUCCGGGGCGCACGGACGCGUUGCAGGAGCAAACCGACGUGGACUCAUUUGCUGUGCUUGAACCGACCGCCGACGGAUUUCGCAACUACCUCGCAAACGGGCAUCAGAGAACAGCCGAAGAGCUGCUGGUGGAUCGAGCACAAAUGCUGACGCUAACCGCUCCUGAGACGACGGUUCUCGUCGGAGGCUUGCGUGUCCUGAAUGCAAACGUCGGUCAGUCCGAACUCGGCGUAUUCACCAAGCGGACCGAGACGUUGACUCCUGAUUUCUUCGUGAACCUGCUUGACAUGAACAUCGAAUGGGCGUCCAGUACAUCUGAGGAUGUGUUCGAGGGGCGCAAUCGCUUGACAGGUGAGAUUCAGUGGACCGGCAGCCGUGCCGACCUCGCAUUCGGCUCAAACUCGCAACUCCGAGCCAUUGCGGAAGUCUACGGGUGUGACGAUGCUCAAGAGGCGUUUGUGUCUGACUUCGUGGCGGCGUGGAACAAGGUCAUGAACCUCGAUCGCUUCGACCUUGCCUGA
This is a messenger RNA of Geodia barretti, 1401 nucleotides long. Lineage: Eukaryota; Metazoa; Porifera; Demospongiae; Tetractinellida; Geodiidae. The record is from the annotation of a GenBank genome assembly.